This is a messenger RNA of Poecile atricapillus (Black-capped chickadee), 1272 nucleotides long. RefSeq lists its product as uncharacterized. The record is from RefSeq and is a predicted model, not a curated record. The transcript is spliced from 6 exons. The coding region runs from base 38 to 1255 and encodes 405 amino acids. NCBI's taxonomy places the organism in Eukaryota, Metazoa, Chordata, Aves, Passeriformes, Paridae.
AGCUGUGCCGGGCGAUGCCGGGGCUUUGCUCCACUUUAUGAACCCAAACUUCCGCCGCGAUCGCCCCGAGCUCCUGCUCCGCAUCAAACGCCGGACCAGGGCCAACAGGCAGAGACUGGCCGCGGGGCUGGAGGUGCGUAGCCGCCAGCCCAGCCGCCUCCAGCGGCCCUCCACGGACCGGUCGCUGCCUGCCUUCCCCACCGGGCAGCCGCCCAGAGCCGCUCCCUUGCGCCAGAAGCACGAUGCUGCCUCACCUGAGAAUUCAGAGCUGCCUCCAGGCCCUUCCAAGAGAAGUGCAGGUGCUCAGGAGAGUGAGGCUUCCCCAGCAGCUGCCAAGAAAGUCUGUGCCACCUCUGGACUUGUUGGAGCUUCACCAGUGGAACCAUCAAGAGAGCUCAUCCAGAGAUUUAAUCUUCGCAAGCUCACGGUUCCACUGGUUCGCCUGGACCUGAAACGCCAUCCUGAGCUCAUGGUUCACCUCACUCCAGUCGACCGUGAAGCUGCUUGCAGGGCCCUGGGACACAGCAACAGCUGCUCAUCUUCUCAGCAGCACAGCCCAGCCUGCGAGCCAUCAGCUCCUUCAUGCCAGAAGCGCAGUGCUGCCUCCCCUGAGGAUUCAGAGCUACCUGCAGGCCCUUCCAGGACAAGUCCAGAUCCUCAAGGGCGUGAAGCUUCCCCAGCACGUGCCAAGAAAGUGUUUGCUCCAUCUGCACCUGGGGUUUCAUCAGGCAAGCCAGGCACACACAAAUUUCAAUUCCAGCCACAGCUCAUCACUCCAGCAUUUCCUGCGCACCAUCAAAGCACUUCUGUGGCCUCUCCAAAGAGCAGCAGCUGCACUUCUCCAGAGCAGCACUUGCCAGCCAACAUCCCAUCAGCCGCCCCGGGCACUUCAGUCCCCAGUGCUCCAGCUGGCAGUGCUGGUUAUGCAGCAUGGAGAGCCCCAAGCUGGGUAUGGAGUACUCCUGGGGAAGAGGAAUUGCCACCGCUGGAUCUGGACCUUGUUCUGGAGACACUGGAGGAGAUGCUUUCACCACCUCUGCCUGAAAGGUCUCCCUCUGCUCAGGUCAAUCCUAGUGUUGCCCGUGGCUCUUCAGGAGGGGAGGCUGUGAACAAGGCUGCAGCAGAGGGAGCUUUGCCUGCUGGCAGGAGCUGUGUGAACGUUUGCCAGGAGCCCGAGGAGCUUGAUAUCCAUGUGAUCUACCUUGCCCGAAGGGCUGCCCUGCGUGGGAAGAAGGAUCAGAGGGAGAGCCUGUGACCAUCGAGCAGGUGGCA